Messenger RNA from Sinocyclocheilus grahami, 856 nucleotides. RefSeq names its product phosphatidylinositol 4,5-bisphosphate 5-phosphatase A-like. Gene Ontology annotation, cellular component: cytoplasm; ruffle; plasma membrane. The record is from RefSeq and is a predicted model, not a curated record. Gene Ontology annotation, molecular function: phosphatidylinositol-4,5-bisphosphate 5-phosphatase activity; phosphatidylinositol-3,4,5-trisphosphate 5-phosphatase activity. The coding region runs from base 11 to 856 and encodes 281 amino acids. NCBI's taxonomy places the organism in Eukaryota, Metazoa, Chordata, Actinopteri, Cypriniformes, Cyprinidae. Gene Ontology annotation, biological process: negative regulation of peptidyl-serine phosphorylation; phosphatidylinositol dephosphorylation. The transcript has 4 exons.
AAUUGAUCCAAUGCAGCCCAUUCAGAGCUGCCUAAUGCCCAAGGAACAUACUGGAGUUCUAGGACUCCACAAACCACCAGUCCCAGACCUGCUUGGAAACCCUUGCAAAGUGCCCGCAUCCUCAAACUGCCAUAUAGUCAUGACUGGAAACCCACCAGUUUCGGGACAGACUGCACUGCAGACGAGCCCAGCCAUUCAGGAGAGAACCAGACCAGACUCCAACUGCAUCAGUCGACCCAGGCCUACAGCACUGGGCACCAAGGCAUCAAUCAAAGUCUCCAGACCCACUGAGUCUCCACUGCAGAUUAAAGCUACAGGAACACCCAACUUCCUGUCACACUCACCAACCGAAUCACCAUUGCCUUAUUGCAGCCCCCAAAACCCACUGAGCCCCACUUCUCAUCUUGGUUUCAACCCCCCAGCCAUUUCCCCGACUCUUCCAAGCCCUCCAUCACAGCCCAUCCGUGCUAACACACACAAUAACCUAAUCGCCAGACCUAUCCCAAACCCCAGCCCCCCGUCUAACCCCCUUCCUCAACUGAUUCCAAGUCCAGAAACUACUACUGACAAGAAGUUGAACAAGACCAUUAGUGAAGAGGGUGAUUUCAGAGUUCAUAUUGUCACAUGGAAUGUAGGCUCUGGUAUACCACCUGAUGACAUCACUUCCUUGUUUGGACCCGGUGUUGAAAAUAGGAGCACUGACAUGGUCGUUGUUGGACUGCAGGAAGUAAACUCUAUGAUAAACAAGCGGCUCAAAGAUGCUCUCUUCACAGACCAGUGGAGUGAGCUCUGCAUGGACACACUCAGUCGUUUUGGAUAUGUGUUGGAUACUUUCAAAGUAUACUCCAUUGAAUAG